GAUCAUCUUUAACUCUUUCCAUCAUCUGCCAAUUAGCGGGAGCAUCUAUGUCUUCCUUCAAACGCAAAACGACCUCCAACCAAAUAUCCAACCCUAUUGGAACUCGUGUAAUUCCAGGCCCUGUAUCAACUUUUAUAACAUCUACUGGUGUACCAUCCCUCGAUGAUAUCCUUGGCGGCGGUCUACCUUUGACUUGCUCCCUACUCAUCUUAGCACCCGACGUCCACACUGCGUACGGAGAGCUCAUACAGAAGUAUUUCAUUGCUCAAGGGCUUGCCUGUGGACAGACCGUCUGCGUACUCGACGACAAUGCAAAAGAAUUUGUCUCCGAAUGUAUGUGGAUACCCAGCCAUGCAACUCAAACAACUGGAACAACCGCUCCUGAGGACGAGGAAGAUGAAACAGCCAAAUCUCAUGAUGCAAAAAUCAAGAUCGCGUGGAGAUACGAGCAGAUGAAGCAGUUCCAAACUACUGUAUCAUCGACAUCCCAGAGCAGCGAUGACUUUUGCAAAGUAUUCGACUUGACCUGUCGUAUACCCUCUCAUGUACUACAAUCUGGGCAACUCUUAUCUCUGAACAUUACAACCCAUACGAAUGAAUCUUCAACCAGAAGAAUCCUGAAGUCGAUGAAGGAUAUUCUCGAGAGUGAGGAGGUCAACUCCUACAAACCUAUUCGAAUAUGUAUACCCGCACUGGGUUGCCCUCAAUGGGGUGACAUUGAACCUGAGGAUCUAUGUUACUUCUUACAAACUCUGCUUUCUAUGAUUCGGAAUUAUCCGCAGACAUGUCUUUCAUUAUCCCUUGCACCUCAUCUUUGCACGGACAGCUGGGGAGGUCCUGGAUGGACACAGAAGUUGGGAUGGUUAUCGGAUGCUUGCGUCUCAUUAUCUGCCUUCACCGCAAACCCUGCGCUCUCAGCAAUGUUCCCCUCACAUCAUGGAUUUGUUCAGAUCCAUUCUCUCCCUGCGCCCUAUACAUUACUGCCGCCAAGCGACAAGUUCUCUACCUUGCGCGGACUAUCGUCAUCCGGCGAAAACAACUUGGCGUUUAAGUGUAUGAGAAAGAGACUCAUUUUCGAAACAUUGCACCUGGAUCUUGAAGGUGGCGUUGGCGAGCGAAGGACGACACCAUCCGCAACUACCAUGGCGAUGGAAAGUGAAACCCAUGCGCAUCAUCAUCCUCACACACCUGGUGCAGUUGGCCCAUCGGGUUCGGAAGGGUCAGCGAAGGUGGAAGUGCAACUAGAAGAUGUCCGGGAGAACGUCGCAAAAGUGAUGAUUCAGGAGGCAUCGGUCUCGCAGGCCACAUCUUCGUCAGCGUUCAAGAAGGCCAAACCAAAGAAAAGAGUGGCAUUCAAAUCAGACCGUCCAGACUUGUAUGACUUCUAGCACACAGUUACAUGCGUGCAGUUAUGUAUAUUAUUCCGUCCUGCCAUCGUUAUUCCGAGGCUGAGAGUCAUCCUAGAUGAAGAAAAAUGGACGCCUGUAGACGAUGCAUGGAUGGAUCAGAAGCCGAAGAUUUUUUGGCUCGCCUGGGAUGCUCACCCGUGGGAUCAAUGGGGCAUGCCUUCGUGGAUCUGACUCGGUUUACAUCCAGGCCUGGUCGUAAAAUGGUGCCGGUGAUGCAACUUGGAGGUUUGCAACAGCUUGUUGACAUUCCUCUCGCAAUCUCCGAAGUAUCGAGAUAGGGUCCAAAGCUUCCUCCACAGCUUCCUCCACAUACUCAUAUUCUUCUUCCUCUUCUUCGAGAAACUCGUCAUAAUCCUCUCCGUCAUCAGGAAGGGCGCCUAGCUCAUCACCUGUGCAAUCCUCCAACCUAAUUCCUUCCCGAGCACAUUGGUUGGACCAGCGGGCCCAGCGGUCGUAACAAGUGCUGUGGGGGCCAUUGGCGGCCUCAAGAUCGCGAAGAAGUGACCUGCUUAGCACCCUAACGUACUUGAGUUUGGGAAAAUUGCGUGUGUUUAGGGCCAGAAUGUUCAUGUCAUUCGAAUGUCGCAUGUAACGAGUGGUGAAAGGGUCGUAUGCAGCCGCCGUGGCUAGAUAACCUACUCCAAAAGCAUAGGCCAGUCCAUGGCAGCCAAUAAAUGUGAGGUUGGGAUGAGGAGAAUUCACCAACGCGGCAGCUCCGCUAACUGUUGAUGGAAGUCGCCAAUCCAAAUUGAAGGCAAAUGCCUGAAGAUUGGGGCAAAGCUCCAAUAUGGAUGCAACAUCCAUACUGGACGUGCUGUCAAUAUCUAGGAAUGUUAAUAGAGCCCCAUGACUGCG
Messenger RNA from Somion occarium, 2264 nucleotides. Lineage: Eukaryota; Fungi; Basidiomycota; Agaricomycetes; Polyporales; Cerrenaceae. The record is from the annotation of a GenBank genome assembly.